Molecule: messenger RNA, 1815 nt
Organism: Debaryomyces fabryi
Lineage: Eukaryota; Fungi; Ascomycota; Pichiomycetes; Serinales; Debaryomycetaceae
Exons: 1
Coding region: 1-1815 (604 amino acids)
Biological process (GO): regulation of DNA damage checkpoint
Cellular component (GO): nucleus
Molecular function (GO): DNA binding; protein binding
Source: RefSeq, a predicted model, not a curated record
AUGGCCCCUUUAUCUGAUUUUGAAAGACAAAGACAAGAAAAUAUUCAGAGAAAUAAGGAUCUUCUCCGUAAAUUGAACUUAGACUCUGCCACAGAUUCUAUUUCUAGAGAACUUCCUAAUCAAAAGCAUGCCAAUGGUGCAAAAAAGAGAAAGACAAAUAAUGCAACAAAGUCGAUUAAAAAGGAACCACAAGAACCAUCUAGGCGUUCACGAAGACUAGCUGGUGUCACAAUGGAAAAUACUGAAGAAUAUCAAAAGAUGAAAGAAGAAAUGGAAGAAGCAGAACGAAAGAAGAAAGAGAUAGAAAAAUUGAAGCUGACAAGACUAUUUGGUAAUUUCCAUUUAAUUGAUCUAGUUACUGAUAAAAGACUGGGAGAUAUGAAAUUUGAAAAGAAGGUUUUAAAAAUGCCUAAGGAUAUAAAAGAAGAGGAAGAAGAUACUAAAGAUAUAAAAGAAGAGGAAGAAGAUACUAAAGAUAUAAAAGAAGAGGAAGAAGAUACUAAAGAUAUAAAAGAAGAAGAAGAAGAUCAUCUUCAUGAUGAGGAUAUAAACAUUGAAGAUGAUAAUAAGGUAUUAGAAAUCUUAAAGGAACUUGGGGAUAAAUUUUCAGCCGGUGAUUUUUACGACUUAAUAAGAAAUUCCUCCGUGGACUAUGAUAAUAAGGGAUUAGAAUCAAAACGAAAUGAAUUCGAUAAAUUGAAAUUGUAUGAACGUUUUGACCCAUUGGAUAUAAAAAUCACUCAUCAGAGGAUUACUGCGAUAAACUUCCAUCCGUCAAAAACUGAUAGAGUAAUCACUGCGGGUGACAAAGUCGGUAAUUUGGGUAUCUGGGCGGUUGAUUCAACUGAAGAUGAAGAUCCAGCUAUAACUAUCUUAAAGCCUCAUGGUAGAUCUGUUGCCAGGAUACUUACACCCCACAGUAAUCCUUCAAAAAUUUAUUCAUGUGCUUAUGAUGGUUCAGUAAGAGAGCUUGAUUUGAAUAAACUUGAGUCGUCUGAAGUUAUUUACUUGAAUGAUCCAUAUGAGUCACAAGACUACCCGUUAGCCGUCUCAGAUAUUAAUUUAUGCCAAGAGGGGAAUCCAAAUAUAUUAUAUCUAACAACUUUGGGAGGACACUUUUAUCAACAUGAUUUGAGAACUCAGUUCAAACCUAUCAAACCAAAUUCAUUGCUAAGAUUGCACGAUAAGAAAAUUGGUUCAUUUUGUAUUAAUCCAAAUUUAUCGCAUCAGAUUGCAACUGCGUCAUUGGAUAGAACGUUCAGAAUAUGGGAUUUACGUAGCACUAGUAAAUCAAAUGGUAGUUGGUCUGAGUAUGAAAGUCAAAUAUCUCCUCACGUUUAUGGUAGCUAUUCAUCGAGACUUUCCGUUUCAUCUGUUGACUGGAACUAUGAAAACAGAUUGGUAUGUAAUGGAUAUGACGACACAAUUAAUAUUUUUGAUUUAAGUGGUGAGAGUCUGGAGUAUCCUCCAGUUACGGAAUGGUCCAAGACGUACCAACCAGGUUCAAAAAACAAAGACGAACAAAUUCCAAACAAUUUAAAGCCUUAUACCAGAAUCAAGCACAACUGUCAAACAGGUAGAUGGGUCUCGAUACUUAAGUCUAGAUGGCAGGCAUCUCCUAGUGAUGGAAUACAAAAGUUUGUGAUUGCAAAUAUGAAUCGUGGGUUAGACAUAUAUGAUCAAAAAGGACAAAUAUUAGCUCACCUAACAGAUGCUGAGAAGGUAGGAGCAGUACCGGCAGUCACAGCCUUGCAUCCAAUAGAGAAUUGGUGUGUGGGAGGAAGUGCUAGCGGUAAGCUAUAUUUAUUUGAAUAG